Molecule: messenger RNA, 5054 nt
Organism: Poecilia reticulata (guppy)
Lineage: Eukaryota; Metazoa; Chordata; Actinopteri; Cyprinodontiformes; Poeciliidae
Product: testis-expressed protein 2-like
Cellular component (GO): endoplasmic reticulum
Molecular function (GO): lipid binding
Source: RefSeq, a predicted model, not a curated record
UUUUUCAAGGAACUGACAGGGGUUUGUCAACAGGGGGAGAGACAAAACGAGGCGAGAAGACUGCUUUGUACGUGGAGCUGGUAGACGUUAUUAAACGGUUUAGUAUCCAAAUCUUUGCGUUCGUUUGUGGCUCUGUUCAGUGAAUCCAGACCGUAAUGGAGAGCCCUCAGCAUGAAGGUGCCUGAGCUCCACAGACAUGAGAAACUUGACUCUACUGUAUUCAGAUGCGAGUCCCAGGCUGGAUUGAAUGGCCCCGAGUAUCCAAGACUGACUCAGUGGGCGUACUGAAAUGACCAGCCAGUAUCCUAGCCAUGGAGCGAAAUCCACAGAUAAAAAGCCAUCUGUCGUGGCCCCUAAACUCCAUGUCCAACGAUCGCCAUCAAAGGAGGCCAUUACCAUCCACUUCUCAGCUCUCGGGAAGGAGGAAGAAGAAGAGGAGGAAGAUGAUUUGUUCAUCUCAGCCUGUCCUACAGCUUCAGCUCCUCUGGACGACUCUAAUAUAGUGACGGCCCUGGAAGCAAGUGAGGAAAUGUUUGAUGGGGCAUCUCUGGAUUCGGCAGCCAGUGGUGCUGUCAUUCCUGAAUACUCCAAGUUAUCUCCCAGCUCAAGUAAUCACACUAACCGUUCUCCUACACAAACUCUGUCUUCACAUGUCCCUGAGCAAAGGGCCUCAUCUGCCAAUUCUUCUCCCAUAAAAUCUCUGAGCUUUCCCUCCACCUUGGGCUGGGCAAAGUCACCUUCCUCAGACAUUGAGUCCGCUGAGGGGCCCUCCUCUGCUCUAACAUCCUCAGUUAGACACAGACACCUCAUGAAAAAUCUUGUCAAAUCUUUAUCAUCGGAUACAUCCCAAGACUCGCCCUCUUCUUCCACCUCGUACCGUCUUCCAGAUUCUCGUCUUAAUCUGAAUCUCUUAAAGCAAUUUGCACAGUCAAGGAUGCCGUCUGCUGCCGUGGCAUCAGUUAACGACUCUAAAACCGCCCCCUCCUCGCUGUUGACGUCGCCAGACAACCGAAGCUUCUUUAAAGUCUCGGAAGUCGAAGCUCGAUUCGAAGACACAAAGCGGCGUCUCACGGAAGCCAUUUCCGAACCGCUUCAUCUGCUCAGCAAGAUCAUGGAUGAAAAGAGUGGUGGUGGCCUUUACCGGCCUAAGGGGCUCUCUGCCAGUGCCACAGAACUCUCCACCAUCAGUUCUGUCUGUAGGAACCAGGAGAGCAACAGCAGCAACAACAACCACUCCAUCAAAGAAGAAGAUGGAGUUGAUGUUCCGGCAGAAAGCCCCAACAGCUGGACCUCUGUUGGAGCCGAAUCACCUGGUGAGCCAUCUGAUGACACUAAAAACCCCAACAAACUAUCUUUACUUUCUUUGUCUGCGCUGGCAAAACAGGAGGAGGAAGACUUCUGCAUUUUGAACAAUGAAGACUUUGAGACUUGCACUGACACAGAGGGUGAGGGUAAAAAAGGAGCUACUACUACUCAAGCUGACAGUCAACUCCCACAAAGUGCCAGUUUAGACCCAAGCAUUGACGAUAAACGUGAAAAGUGUGAGCAAGCACCUUAUGUGCCAUACCAUAUUCUCGCCCUCCUUAUUCUUCUGGUCUAUGGUUCCUUUGUAUUGCCAAUUCCAGGCUAUAUUAGAGGAAUGCUAAUUGGGAUGGUGGUAGGGUUCUUUUUGGCCCUCGGUGUCGUUUGGCUCACAGGGCCAAAAUCACAUGGACAUGAAAAGAGACAUUCAAGAGAGCUGUCGAAAAUCACCAGGUUGGAUGUUAAAGAGCCAGAAACAUACAAGGGCUGGAUGAAUGAAAUAUCGAACUACGACCCAGAGACAUACCAUGCCACACUUACUCAGUCUGUGUUCGUUCGCCUCGAGGGCUCUGUCAUUCGUCUUUCCAAACCCAACCACAACAUUUCCCGCCGUGCUGGACACAGCGAACCAAAGCCUGAUGUGAGCUUUGUCAGUCAGAAGAUAUAUGACCUUCGCAACAGCAAGGUCUAUUUACUGCCUUUAAAUCUAGCCAAAAAGAGAGUGUGGAACAAAAAAUAUCCCAUCUGCAUUGAACUUGGGAGACAAGAUGACUUCAUGUCAAAGAUAGAUGAGGCAAAUGAGGACAGGUUGGAGGAUGACGAGACUUCGAAUGCUGGAAUGAAUCAAGAAGGAACUAGUGAAGCACAGGACCAACAGUUCUCCCUGUCCCAAAGAGACCUGACCAUCUUCCUCUUUGGGCGGACGGGGAGAGAGAAAGAGGAUUGGUUUCAGCGGUUCCUCUCGGCCUCUAACUUCAGAGUGAAGAAAGUACCUUCUGGUGGGAUCAGUACAAAAGCCACAGCCUCGGCCUGUCAAAGCCCCAGAAGUAGGCGCUCCUCUCUUGAAGAAGUCAUUGCACCACUUUUCAAGUCAAGAGGCUCCAUAAGCUCCCUGACAUUACCAGGGAGACCCAGGAGCAAGCCGUUUUUAGAAUACAGUGUAUACAUGGCCUCAUUGCUGCAAAACCACCAGGCAGACGAUCUCACAUCUGCCGGCUCUGCUCAGAGCCCGCAGAGCAGCCCUGGAGCUGAUAAAAAGGUUCAGAGCAAUACAUCAGCUCAGGAGCAGCCCAAGGGACAGGAAGAGGACUCUGUUGCCUGGGUGAACGCAGCCCUUGGCAGACUCUUCUGGGACUUCCUGACCGAGCCCUACUGGUGUGAACAAGUUUCCAAGAAGAUUCAGAUGAAGCUCAGCAAGAUACGACUGCCUUACUUCAUGAAUGAGCUAACCCUGACAGAACUGGACAUGGGGACAAGCACUCCCAGAAUUCUUGGAGCAUCUGCACCUUCCGUUGACUGCCGAGGUCUCUGGUUUGAUUUGGAGAUCUCCUACACCGGCUCCUUCCUGAUGACUCUGGAAACCAAGAUGAUUCUCAAUCGACUGGGAAAAGAGGAAGAGAGUCUCCACUCGGGGGAAUUAGGCAAAGAUGGACACAGGCCUCGGACCUACUGCCUAUCUGCUAGUGAUGAAGAGUCAUCAAGUGCAGGGUCAUCAGAUGAAGAAGACUACACAGACAUCGCAAAUGAUCCAGCUGGAUCAGAAAGUCCAGUGGGUGGACGUAGACCGAACAAGAUUAUCCGCUUUGUGGAUAAGAUUGCCAAAUCCAAAUACUUUCAGAAGGCCACGGAGACAGAGUUCAUAAAAAAAAAGUUGGAGGAAGUGUCCAACACACCACUCCUCCUCACUGUGGAGGUUCAGCAACUCAGAGGAACUCUAGCUGUCAACAUUCCUCCUCCUCCCACUGACAGGAUUUGGUACGGCUUUAGGAUACCACCUCACUUGGAACUGAAGGCUCGACCAAAACUUGGGGAAAGAGAAGUGACUCUGUAUCAUGUUACAGACUGGAUCGAGAAAAAACUGUACCAGGAAUUCCAGAAAAUCCUUGUAAUGCCAAACAUGGAUGACGUGUGGCUGACUUUGAUGCACUCUGCCAUGGACCAUCGAACAGCUGGCGGACCCUUGGUCAGCUUCCCGGGAAUCGAGAAGAUGUCCUGACAGCAGCCAUCAACCUUGGAGAUCGUUUACAGUAUUGCCUAAAGCUUCUGGAGUUUCAUAAUAAAAGUUUAAGCCAAAGUCUUCAGGCGCUGUUGUGAGAGAAAUACAUUCCCCCACAAUCGGUUACUGUCUGGCCUCCCAGAAAAGAAAUGCUACAGUUUUCUAGGAACCAGGUUAAGUUGACCAAGUAGAAACUAAUGGCAACAUGUUUGCUUGCUGCUAUGUUAACUAGUACUCCCUAAUGUAAGGAACUCAUUGAUGAGUGACAGUUAUUUGAAAGUGAAUCAUGGGUUGGCUCUUAGCUGAUUCCAGUGCUCAAGGUAAUAAGUAGGAAAAUACUCUGAUUAUUGUAAAUAUGUCCUCUAAUCAGAAAGAUGAAGAUGCAUUCACCAGAUACCUUAGUUAGUUAGCUGACCGAACAUGAAGAGGAGCACCGCAUGUUCUGUUUAUUUUGAAACCUUUUUAUUUUUUGAUCAGUUAUUAAUAUACAGUAUUUUUAUUUUCUUGUGACCAGACCUGAGCACCCCGUACAACUGCCAAAACUUUCUUUUAAUUUUAUUUUAAUACCACUGAUGCUCUUAUCAAACUCUAUGUUAAUACUGAACAGCUGAAGUAGUAAGGAUAUGAUCUGCCUUGGAAAUUCUAUAUGUGUUUAUUGCACAAGCACAACAAAGCCAACAGGUGCUUCAUAGACUAAGAGACUAUAUUAAAAAAAGUAUACCUGAAGACUACAAUGCCUCUAGAACUUGGUUGAAUGUAUAUUAGGAGGCUUUUGGGUCCAUUUUUUUGGUAGCUGAAAACAAUUUUUACCCAGAUCAACUUAGGCUGGGUUAUGCAAACAAUUGCACAAACUUGUUUCCCUGCCCUCAUGACAAGCACUAUCUUUGCACAUUUUUUUCCCAGAUGGUCAGCAAAGCUAAACCUGAUGCAUUUUUAUCAUACAGCAGAUGUUGAUAUUGGGAGAGAAUGUUGUUGACCAACUUGGAAUGUGCUUUUUAAAACUACCUGCCAUACUGUAUGUAAACAGAUGGUACACUCAACACAGAAAGCAUACUUCUUGCCAAGAAUGUAGCUACAGGUUCCAUUUUCUGACGAAAUGUUUCUAAGCCAAAGUCCUGUAGGUUCAUAUUCUUUUGUGUGCUUAAAUCAAUAAAGCUUUGUAGGUUCAUACUGAAGAGAGUGCUACGAACUUGCAUCAACUUUGUUUACAGACGUUCUUACAGUUUGGUUUUAUUUUAGUUCAUUGAAUCACUGUGACAAUAGUUAUCUUGGUAAUUUUCUUUAACUUUUUGUUUCCAGUUUACAUGGUCUUUUGGAGAUGCUUAAAGUGGGUUCUGACUUCAGUUUUUUGACUUUUUGGUAUUAUGAGAAUGAAACAAGAUUUUUGAGGAAAUAUCAAUAAAGAUGUGUAAUUUGUAUUUGUGAAUUAAUUACGUCUGACAAUGUAAUUUAAGGCCAAUAUUCAAAUAUGAAGGCUGAAAAUGAUUCCACUUGUAUCAGCCUUAUUUAUAUAGCAAAAAUAAAUCUGUUAAUGAUA